Molecule: messenger RNA, 1979 nt
Organism: Oncorhynchus nerka (sockeye salmon)
Lineage: Eukaryota; Metazoa; Chordata; Actinopteri; Salmoniformes; Salmonidae
Product: polyadenylate-binding protein 1-like
Exons: 1
Coding region: 22-1275 (417 amino acids)
Cellular component (GO): cytosol; nucleus; ribonucleoprotein complex
Molecular function (GO): mRNA 3'-UTR binding; poly(A) binding; poly(U) RNA binding
Source: RefSeq, a predicted model, not a curated record
AUUAGGUCCAAAAUCUCCAAAAUGAAUUCUUUGUAUGUUGGUGACCUCCACCAAAAUGUCACAGAGGCAGACCUAAACGAGAUGUUUAGUGAGGCUGGACCAAUCUUUUCUGUUCGUGUAUGUAGGGAUCGGGAUACACAUCGUUCCCUCGGGUACGCCUAUGUUAACUUUUAUCAGCAAGACGAUGCUGAUUGUGCCCUGCUCAUGUUCAGCAAUGAUAUGCUCGAAGGAAGAUAUCUGCGCAUCAUGAGGUCUGAUCCUGACUGUACCCUGAGGAAGAGUGGGGUGGGGAACAUCUUCAUCAAGAACCUGGACAAGAAGUCUAUAACAAACAAAAACCUGUACGAGACCUUCUCAGCAUUUGGAGACAUCUACUCUAGCAAGGUAGUUUGUGACGAGAAUGGCCAUUCCAAAGGUUAUGGUUAUAUUCAGUACAAGACCCAGGAGGCUGCUGAUAGAGCCAUCGAGAAAUUAAAUGGCAUGUUAAUGGAUAACGAAAAAGUGUUUAUCGAGCGCUUUAAGUCACGCAAAGAGCGAGAGGAGGUGCUUGUAGCCAAGGCCAGAGAGUUCAACAACGUGUUUGUCAAGAACCUUGGCAGAGACACGAACGAUGAGAAACUGAUUGAGCUUUUUGGAAAAUAUGGACCAACCGUUAGUGUCAAGGUUAUGAAAGACGAUAACGGGAAGUCGAGUGGGUUCGGUUUUGUUUGCUUCGAGAGGCAUGAGGAUGCACAGAGAGCCGUGAACGAGAUGAACAGGAAGGAGCUAAACGGGAGGCUGAUAUAUGUAGGCCGCGCACAGAAGAAAGCAGAGCGCCAGACGUUGCUGAAACUCAAGUUUGGGCAGAAGAAGCCUGACCCCAAGGCCAAAUACAGAGGUGUAAAUCUCUUUGUAAAGAACCUGGAUGAUGCCUUUGAUGAUCACCGUUUAAGGAAGGAGUUUUCUGCAUUCGGAACAAUCAUCAGCGCCAAGGUGAUGACGGAGAGCGGGCGCAGCAAAGGCUUUGGCUUUGUUUCCCUCUCCUCCCCCGAGGAGGCCACCAAGGCUGUGACGGAGAUGAAUGGCCGUAUUGUGGGAACCAAGCCGCUUUACGUGGCCCUGGCUCAGAGCAAGGAACAGCGGCAACAAUACCUGGCAGACCGGUACAAGCAGAGGAUGGUCAGUGUCAUGGCAGUGCCCAACCCCAUCAUCAACUCCUACCAGCCUACUAUUCCACAGGUAAAUCCAAACAAGAGUCCAUGCAGAAAAUCAUAUAUCCAACUUGGACAUGAGUAAUGAACAUUUUAUUGAGAAAUGCUAACUUCGAAUUCCAUAUAGCCUUUUACUCCAAUGUGCACAUUCCACAGGCCCAGUCCCAUGCAGCUGCCUACUACUUCAGCAACCAACUGGCUCAGCUGAGUUCCAGCCCUGGCAUGAUGACCGUUGAGCGGAUAGCAACUCAGGCCUUGGGCCAGCGCCCACAUCAUCCUGCCAGUGCAGAUGCAGCCACUGCCAUGAGCAAGCCUCAGUACAAGUAUAUGUGAUAGAAUUAAAUGUGCCUUUAAUAAAUACAGAAGUACAGUACCAUAAAGUGUACCAGCAAUCAAUAUGCUCAUCAUUCAUCUGAGUGUUAGCUGUAUUGAUGUCUAAGCAGUUUGAUUGUUGAUGUUUAGGUAUUCCUAUAUGUGGAACAUACAGCCAGCUUCUCAUUCAUGAACAAACGUGACUGAAGCAAGCUUGGUUGUGCUCGUGAAUCAUUUCUCAUAUUUUCUCCCUUUCAGGAAUUCAACAUUCGCAGCUGGCGAUGGCUUACGCAAUAACACUGCUCCCCACGGCAGUCCAUAUUGAAGUCCAGGAGCCUCACCAAGCUAAAGCCGGACAGAAAUCUGUCCCAAACACUGGAGCUUGAAGCCAAGAGAGGAACAGGGUCCUUCAAACUUCCUUUACAGAAGAAGAAAGAAAAAUUUAAACAAAAUUAUAUUUUACAGUAAAGGCCCAGU